Molecule: messenger RNA, 1917 nt
Organism: Entamoeba nuttalli P19
Lineage: Eukaryota; Evosea; Mastigamoebida; Endamoebidae
Product: ubiquitin carboxyl-terminal hydrolase domain containing protein
Exons: 2
Coding region: 1-1917 (638 amino acids)
Biological process (GO): protein deubiquitination
Molecular function (GO): cysteine-type deubiquitinase activity
Source: RefSeq, a predicted model, not a curated record
AUGAGCUUUAUUUAUCGUUUCUUCACUCGUCAAAAUCAUAAAAAAACAACAAAAAAAUUACCGAAUGGGGUAUGUGGAUUAUAUAACUUAGGGAAUACAUGUUAUAUGAAUUGUAUUUUACAAAGUAUUGCUCAUUCUAAGUUAUUUCAAAAUUUCUGUUUAACUCAAGACAAUCUCAUACGUAAAGACAUUGCACCUGGUAAUGAAACACAGUAUCACAAUAAAAUUUCUAUUGCACUUAUUGCUCUUAUCCAAGCUAUGUUUUGUGGUGAUUAUGCUAUUUGUACACCUAGAGGAAUUAAAGAAAUUAUGGGAGAAAAAAAUAUAAUGUUUAAAGGAAAUAACCAAAAUGAUGCAUCAGAAUUCUUUUUAUUUUUGUUGGACGAGCUUGAUAAAGAAAUGAGAGGGACUCAAUCUGGAAUUCCUAUCUCACUACCUAAAGACGAUUUGCCUAUUCUUCCCAUUAAAAUCAAUGACCAUCAAGUUGGAGUGCCUGAGAUUGCUAAAACAAAAAUAUCACCAAAACCUUUAGUAUUAGAAAUUGCCCCAAGUGAAAAGACAGAAAUUCAUGAAGGAUCUCCCUUAAUAAAGAGAGGUGAGUUUGUAACAAUAAAAUUAGAGGAAGAUAAUCCUCUUGUUCAUUCUGUAACAAUACAAGAAACACCUGACUCUGAAGAGAAUAAUGAAAGAAACGAAAUAAAUGAACAAAAACAUGAAAUGUCGCAAGAAAUGGUAUUAACACUAUCAAAAAAUUCAGAAAACUUUUUGAAGAUUAAAGACAAUAUUAUAAAUGAUGGUUAUUUGCAAAAAGAAAACCGAAUUAAAAUAUCAAUGGGUUGUAGUGCCUUUGAAAAAUAUGUACAAAAUAACCAAAGUAUUAUUAGUGAAUUAUUCUUUGGCAUGUUAUUAAAAAGAACUCUAUGUGAUUGUGGUAAUUAUUCUGAUAAUCAUAACCCUUUUGCAACAUUACCAAUUGAUAUUCCUUUACCUAAGGAGGUAGAUGGAUAUUUUCCUGUAGUUUUUAUUGGUAAAGAAGGACUUCCUAAGCUCUUUUAUAUUUGGACUGAAAUUCGACCAAAUAUGAAAGAAUUAAAAGAAAGGAUUGAAGCAAAGGUUCAAAAAAAAAUUAAUGGGAUUUGGUGUGAAUGUGGAAAGAUUAUUCCUGUUGACUUUGAAAAUGUUCCUCAAGCACUUGACCUUAGAGGAGCAAGAAAGUUACUUGCUUUUGAAAAAAUAGAAAGACCUAAACUUAUUUAUAUUCAGGUCAGUGUUAGAGGAGAAUUGCGAAGACAACUUAUUCCAAUACUAGUUGAGAAAGACAAAUUGAAAGAGCGUUUGAGUGUUUUUGGUGUUGAAAAACCUUUUAAUGAAGAAAAAGUAAAGAAGGGGUGGUUGUUAACAUUUAAAGGGGAAGAAGAGGAUAUUGAGAAAUUUGGAACAAUGGAAAGAGAAGAAGAGCCAAAUCAAAAUAUAUUAAAUCCAAAUGGUAUAUCAUUAGAGUGGUGUUUAAAUGACUUUUUUAAAGAAAAUAUUUUAGGUAAAGGAAAUGAAUGGAAAUGUAGUCAGUGUGGAAAAAAAGUUAAUGCCAGACAAAAAUGUAUUAUUGAAUAUCCUCCAAAUGUUCUUGUUAUUCAACUAAAACGGUUUAGAUACACAGAACAUUUAAGUGUAGUAAAAGAUAAUUCUCUUGUUUAUUUUCCGAUUGAAAUUGAUCUUCAUCAAUUUGGAAUGGUAGGGAAAUACCGAUUAAAUUCUGUUGUGAAUCAUAGAGGGACAUUAAAUGGUGGACAUUAUUAUUCUUAUUGUAGAUGUGGUUCAGAUUGGUUUGUUUUUAAUGAUGAUACAGUAACAAGGCUUAAUACCAACCAUAUUGUGACAAAUAAUGCUUUUAUGUUAUUUUACGAAAGAAUUGACUAA